CUUCAGUCCCACUUAUAUCAAAAAAAUCCAGUGAGGUUGCCAAAGCAUUCAGGAAAAUUUAUGAUAACUCUAAUAACCCUCUUACAUACCUGACACUUUUACAAUGUGAUAAUAGUAAAGAAUGGGCAGGACAGACAAGCCAAUUAAUGAAAGAAUACAGUGUA
Molecule: messenger RNA, 164 nt
Organism: Racocetra persica
Lineage: Eukaryota; Fungi; Glomeromycota; Glomeromycetes; Diversisporales; Gigasporaceae
Source: the annotation of a GenBank genome assembly